This is a messenger RNA of Anguilla rostrata (American eel), 2174 nucleotides long. Its product is annotated as neuronal acetylcholine receptor subunit alpha-7-like. The record is from RefSeq and is a predicted model, not a curated record. Gene Ontology annotation, biological process: synaptic transmission, cholinergic; monoatomic ion transmembrane transport; signal transduction. The transcript is spliced from 10 exons. Gene Ontology annotation, molecular function: acetylcholine-gated monoatomic cation-selective channel activity; acetylcholine binding; acetylcholine receptor activity. Gene Ontology annotation, cellular component: synapse; acetylcholine-gated channel complex; plasma membrane. NCBI's taxonomy places the organism in Eukaryota, Metazoa, Chordata, Actinopteri, Anguilliformes, Anguillidae. The coding region runs from base 139 to 1689 and encodes 516 amino acids.
UUGCGAGCGAGUGGUGACAACUGAUCUCACACUUUCUCCAUCUGCUUCUCUCUCUCUUAGCAAAUCGAUCGUGUGCUUUCUCUUCAGACGUUGAAUUAGCAAGCUCACAUCGGGACCAGGCGGAUUCUUCCUUGGAAAAUGCAGGGUCGGAAGUUUUUGAUAUGUCUUUACUUUGGGAUGUAUUUAUGGACAUCUUUCCUCUUCAAAGGGUCGCUGCAGGGUGAGUACCAGAGGAAGCUGUAUAAGGAGCUAAUGGCCAACUACAACCGCCUGGAGAGGCCUGUCUCCAAUGACUCCGCCCCCAUCUUGGUGGAGCUGGGUAUGGCACUGCUGCAGAUCAUUGAUGUGGAUGAGAAGAACCAGGUCCUGAUAUCAAAUGUUUGGCUACAAUUGUACUGGACAGAUGUAUACCUCAGCUGGAAUCCUGACAAUUAUCCAGGAGUACAGACCCUACGCUUUCCUUCCAAUCAGGUGUGGGUGCCAGAUAUACUCCUGUACAACAGUGCAGAUGAAAGGUUUGACGCCACAUUUCACACCAAUGUUCUGGUCAACGCUUCAGGGUAUUGCCAGUACAUUCCCCCAGGGAUCCUGAAGAGCACCUGCUACAUCGACGUGCGCUGGUUCCCCUUCGACGUUCAGAAGUGCAACCUGAAAUUCGGCUCCUGGACUUACAACGGCUGGCUACUGGACCUGCAGAUGCUGUCGGUGGACAUCUCCACCUACAUCCCAAAUGGGGAGUGGGACCUCGUGGGAGUCCCGUCGAAGAGGAACGAGCUGUAUUACGAGUGCUGCAAGGAGCCGUACCCGGACGUGACCUUCACGGUGACCAUGCGCAGGCGCACGCUCUACUACGGCCUCAACCUGCUCAUCCCCUGCGUGCUCAUCUCCGGCCUCGCCCUGCUCGUCUUCCUGCUGCCCGCGGACUCCGGGGAGAAGAUCUCUCUGGGAAUCACUGUCCUGCUGUCCCUGACUGUUUUCAUGCUGCUCGUAGCCGAGAUCAUGCCAGCCACCUCGGACUCCGUCCCUCUCAUUGCUCAGUACUUUGCCAGUACCAUGAUGAUCGUGGGACUGUCUGUGGUGGUCACCGUUCUUGUCCUCCAGUUCCACCAUCACGACCCUCACGGUGGCAAGAUGCCCAAGUGGGUGCGAGUGGUCCUGCUGAACUGGUGCGCCUGGUUCCUGCGCAUGAAGCAGCCGGGGGAGAACCGCAAGCUGAUAGGCUACAAUUACAGUCACGCCCACUCCAGCGGCGGCAGCGGCGGCAGCGGCAGCAUGGAGAUGAGCGCGGCCGGGGCGGGCCAGCCGGCGGCCAGCGCCAACGGCAACAUGAACAUGUACUUCAGCUACCACAGCAUGGAGAACCCGUGCUGCACCCUGAGCCCCGAAUCGGGCGUGGCUUGCGGGCGCUCCGCCGGGUCCCUCUCCCCGGCCGAGGACCGGGAGCGGCGCCGCGUCCUGGGCGAGGCCGCCCCGGAGAUCGGGCGCAUCCUGGAGGAGGUGCAGUACAUCGCCCAGCGCUUCCGGGACCAGGACCACGGCGAGGCCGUCUGCGGCGAGUGGAAGUUCGCGGCGGCCGUGGUGGACCGCCUCUGCCUGGUGGCCUUCUCGCUCUUCUCCAUCAUCUGCACCUUCACCAUCCUCAUGUCGGCGCCCAACUUCAUCGAGGCCGUCUCCAAGGACUUCACCUAAGCCGCCGUGUCGAAGAGAGCUUUGGACUGAAGUGCACAGGAAUGUGAGAAACGCUGGUUUUGUUUUAUUGUCUUUCGAGGGGAUGAAUAUACCUGUGUAUAUAAUCUUAUACAACAGAUCAAAUUAUACAAGCAAAACAUCAAAUUGUAAAUAUACUGCACCAUCUGUGACAGGCUUCCUCUUUUUUGUGUUUUGGCAAUGUUGUUUAUACUACCAUCUCACAAAGCUAGUUUUUUUUUUCUUAUAACCUGGGGCCUGGCUGUUCAGCCUGAUUAUUAUUUGGAAAUUUUAUUAUUAUUAUUAUUAUUAUUAUUAUUAUUAUUAUUAUUAUUAUUAUCAUUAUUAUUAUGAUGUUAGGAGAUUUUUCACUGUGAACCCAAAAUUCUGUUUUAGAGAAAGCUUUGAAUAUGAUGACUAUUUACUGUUGAAACCUACUGUAGCAGUCUUAUUAAACCUAAUGUGAAUUAAACAAGCUUUUUCAUGGA